AUGAAGAUUCUUUUCUGGAAUCUUCGCGGAUUUGGUAAUCCGGAAACUAGAAUAGCUUUGAAAAACUAUUAUGUUUCUCAUAAUCCGGACAUUAUAUUCUUAGCUGAACCCAUGAUUGAGUUUGUGAAGCUGUGGGCAGAUCUCACCAUGCUCCAGUCACAAUAUAGAGGUCCCUGGUUGUUUGUUGGAGAUUUUAACGCGGUUCUUGGGGCACAUGAAAAACGGGUAUCUGUAAUCAAGCGUGGCAGUCAGGAUCACCAUCCCUUGCUGGUCAGUCAGGAUUUUUCCAGCACCAAGCAUGCAGCGCCUUUUCGCUUUUACAAAGCUUGGGUUUCGCAUGAAGACUGUGCUCGGGUCGUCAAAGAGGUUUGGGCGAAACCUGUUCAUGGCUCUCUGAUGCUUUGCUUACAAGCCAAACUGAAGAGACUUAAGGCGGCACUCAAGGAAUGGAAUUUAGCGGUGUUUGGAAAUGUUGAUCACAAUGUUAAUUCUGCCAUAGAAGUCAAUCGAGUGCAGGUGCUGAUAGAUGAGAACGGGGUAACUGAUGAACUGCAAAAGCGCGAAUUCGAGGCACAAUUGUUACUGUCCAAGGUGCUAAUGGAGCAGGAUAAUUUUUGGCGCGAAAAAGCUCGCGUUAAUAAUUUUUCUUUUGGUGAUUGCAAUACCGCUUAUUUUCACAGGUUAGCCAAAAUCAGAACAGCUUCUAAACCGAUUGCUUUCCUCCAGCAUGACUAUGGUAUUAUUACUAUGGAAGAUGAAUUGGAAAGCCAUAUUGUCAAUUAUUUCAAGACCAUUUUUUGUGAAACUAAUAAUUGUAUAGCAAACUCUAUGGUCCAAGACUGUAUUCCAUCUUUAGUGUCUCCGGAAGAUAAUGUUUCUUUGACCACUCUCCCAUCUGAGUUGGAUAUAAAAACAGCAGUGUUCGACAUGAAUGGAGACGGCGCGCUGAAAAUUAUAACAAAGAUUUUGGCUGGCAGACUUUCGUUGAUAGCAACUAAGAUAAUCUCUCCACAACGUGGUUUUAUUCCUGAGAGACACAUCUCCGACUGUGUGAUCAUUACUUCAGAAGCGAUCAAUGUCCUAUCCAAGAAGAGUUAUGCAGGAAAUAUUGCUCUCAAAAUUGACAUCAGAAAAGCCUUCGAUACGCUGGACUGGAAUUUUCUAUUAUCUGUCCUCAAGCAUUUUGGCUUCUGCGCUACCUUUUGUGCUUGGAUAGAGGAGAUUCUGCUUUCCGCUAGACUGUCUGUACUUGUGAAUGGUAAGCUAGCCGGUUUCUUUAACUGUACGAGGGGUGUCAGACAGGGGGAUCCACUGUCACCUCUACUCUUUUGCAUUGCUGAAGAAGUGCUGAGUCGAAGCAUCUCUAACGCUUUACUCAAUGGAGAGCUCAGUCUGAUGACGCAUUGCCGUAAUACGCCAAUUCCCUUUCAUGUUCUUUAUGCAGACGACAUUAUGGUAUUUUGCAAAGGUUCAAAGAAAAAUAUCCGCUGCCUGAUGCGUAUAUUUCAUGCUUAUGGACAAAUCUCCGGUCAAGAAGCAUUCCUUUCAAUUACCUCGGGUGCCCGAUUUUUGUUGGAAAUCCAAAGGUUAUUCAUUUCAAAGCUUGCCUCAUGGAAGGGUGCGCUGCUGUCAAUUAUGGGGAGAGUCCAAUUGGUUAGAGCCAUUAUUCAUGGGAUGCUGAUAUAUUCCUUUCACAUUUAUGCCUGGCCACAAAUGCUUUUGAAAAAGAUAGAUAGAUGGAUCCGUAACUUUAUUUGGAGCGGCGAUAUCAAUACGAAAAAAGUUUGUACCGUAGCUUGGAGUAAAGUAUGCAGACCGUUUGCUGAAGGAGGGCUGAAUAUUCGCUCGCUUCGUCGCAUUAAUGAUUCUUUGAUGCUUCAUUUGUGUUGGAAAUUUCUCUCUUGCAAUGAUCAAUGGGCGGUUAUGUGUCGAGCACGAUUUUUAAAAUGGGGCCAGCCAUUGAAUACCUUCUUGAAGUCUUCGGUUUGGCAUGGUAUCAAGCGGCAUGUGACAUCAGUCAAGAAUAAUUCACGGGGACUCAUUGGCACUGGUAACGACAUUGCAUUUUGGUUGGACACUUGGCUCCAUACUCCAUGGGCUGAACUGUUCCAUUUUCCCCCAUCGUCCUAUUACUUAUUCAACGCAAAGGCGUCGUCUUUUAUUGAAAACGGAACAUGGAAUAUACCAGAAAGCAUUAUGCAGCAGGAUGCUUCGAUUAGAGCACUCAUAGACCAAGUAAUUUUGCCCCGUCGAGAACUUGAGGACCGACUGGUAUGGUGUCCCUCCGAGGAUGGCUCUUUGAGUGCCAAGCAAGCCUAUGAUUUUUUAUAUGCGGCGCAACAACCAGAGGAGUGGACAGAUUGGGUUUGGCACAUGUUUGUUCCUCCAUCAACAUCAUUUAUUGCUUGGAGAUGUUUUCAAAAUAAAAUGCCAACUGACGAAAAUCUCAUGAAACAAGGUUGCAUCGUGGUUUCCGCUUGUGACCUUUGCCUCACUCACUUUGAAUCAACCUCACAUUUGUUCCUCUCAUGUACUUUUGCAACACGCCUUUGGAGUUGGCUGGGUUCCUUAUUGAGAACUGUGUUCAAUGCUACUAGUUUCUUCACAAUAUUUGAGAGCUUUGAACCAACUUGGAGUGCAUCACUUACUAAGAUUGCAACUGCUGCUGUGCUGCAUGUUUUACACUAG
Messenger RNA from Trifolium pratense (red clover), 2688 nucleotides. RefSeq lists its product as uncharacterized. The coding region runs from base 1 to 2688 and encodes 895 amino acids. The transcript has 4 exons. NCBI's taxonomy places the organism in Eukaryota, Viridiplantae, Streptophyta, Magnoliopsida, Fabales, Fabaceae. The record is from RefSeq and is a predicted model, not a curated record.